Sapajus apella (tufted capuchin) is the source of this 1786-nucleotide messenger RNA. It is a transcript of the gene GRSF1, whose product is annotated as G-rich RNA sequence binding factor 1. Gene Ontology annotation, biological process: regulation of RNA splicing. The coding region runs from base 106 to 1545 and encodes 479 amino acids. Gene Ontology annotation, cellular component: ribonucleoprotein complex; nucleoplasm. The record is from RefSeq and is a predicted model, not a curated record. Lineage: Eukaryota; Metazoa; Chordata; Mammalia; Primates; Cebidae. The transcript is spliced from 10 exons. Gene Ontology annotation, molecular function: RNA binding.
CGCGGCGCAUGUGCCCGGCACCCCCCACCGGCCCUGGAUUCCACUUCCGCUCCCCUCGCGCUGCAGCCGCAGCUGCCUACAGGCCCCGCGCCGCCUCGGGAGUCCAUGGCCGGCACGCGCUGGGUACUCGGGGCGCUGCUCCGGGGCUGCGGCUGUAACUGCAGCAGCUGCCAGCGCACCGGCGCCGCCUGCUUGCCCUUCUACUCCGCCGCUGGCUCAUUCCCGUCGGGCGUCUCGGGCCGUCGCCGCCUGCUGCUGCUGCUCGGGGCCGCCGCGGCCGCCGCCUCCCAGACGCGUGGCCUCCAGAUCGGGCCUGUGCCUCCCGGGAGGCUGGCGGGGCCUUCCCCUGCGGCCACCUCUGCCGCGGCCGUAGCCGCCGCGGCCUACCCUGCCCUCCGUGCCCCUCUGCUGCCGCAGUCGCUGGCGGCGGCCGCAGGUCCGACGCGGAGCUACAGCCAGGAGUCUAAAACGACUUACCUGGAAGACCUUCCAGCUCUCCCUGAGUAUGAAUUGACCCCAUCCAAGUCAGGAGAGGAAGUGGAUGAUGUCUAUCUCAUUCGAGCUCAAGGACUGCCCUGGUCAUGCACUAUAGAAGAUGUGCUUAACUUUUUCUCAGACUGCAGAAUCCGCAAUGGCCAGAAUGGAAUACAUUUCCUCCUAAAUAGAGAUGGAAAGCGAAGGGGUGAUGCCUUAAUUGAAAUGGAGUCAGAGCAGGAUGUGCAGAAAGCCUUAGAGAAGCACCGCAUGUACAUGGGCCAGCGGUAUGUGGAAGUAUAUGAGAUAAACAAUGAAGAUGUGGAUGCCUUAAUGAAGAACCUGCAGGUCAGAUCUUCGCCUGUGGUAAAUGAUGGUGUGGUUCGUUUGAGAGGACUUCCUUAUAGUUGCAACGAGAAAGACAUUGUAGACUUCUUUGCAGGACUGAAUAUAGUUGACAUUACUUUUGUGAUGGACCACAGAGGGAGACGAAAAACAGGGGAAGCCUAUGUGCAAUUUGAAGAACCAGAAAUGGCCAACCAAGCCCUGUUGAAACAUAGGGAAGAAAUUGGUAAUCGAUACAUCGAGAUAUUUCCAAGCAGAAGGAAUGAAGUUCGAACACAUGUUGGUUCUCAUAAGGGAAAGAAAAUGGCAUCUUCUCCUACUGCUAAGUAUAUAACUGAGCCAGAAAUGGUCUUCGAAGAACACGAAGUAAAUGAGGAUAUUCGACCCAUGACAGCUUUUGAAAGUGAGAAAGAAAUAGAAUUGCCUAAGGAGGUGCCAGAAAAGCUUCCAGAGGCUGCUGAUUUUGGAACUACGCCUUGUCUGCAUUUUGUCCACAUGAGAGGAUUACCUUUCCAAGCCAAUGCCCAAGACAUUAUAAACUUUUUCGCUCCACUGAAGCCUGUUAGAAUCACCAUGGAAUACAGCUCCAGUGGGAAGGCCACUGGAGAAGCUGAUGUGCACUUUGAGACCCAUGAGGAUGCUGUUGCAGCGAUGCUUAAGGAUCGGUCCCACGUUCAUCAUAGGUAUAUUGAACUGUUCCUGAAUUCAUGUCCAAAAGGAAAAUAAGACUUCAGGGGCUCCAGAUAAUAAGAAUGAAGCCAGAAGCAUUUCAUUUGCACAUCUUUCUUGGACAUGGGAUGUACAGUUCCAGUUUAUUAGCAGUAACUGCUGGGGAAUUGAUUUUGGUGUUUUGGGUUAAUUGCUUCUAAGAAAAAUUUCAUAAUGGACUGUUUAGAAGAAGAAAUGAAAGAUCCAGUUUGGGCUUAUGAAAUAAACCACAAAUUAAAACUUUAUUGUUUAAACUGUC